Blumeria graminis f. sp. triticale is the source of this 765-nucleotide messenger RNA. Lineage: Eukaryota; Fungi; Ascomycota; Leotiomycetes; Helotiales; Erysiphaceae. The record is from the annotation of a GenBank genome assembly.
AUGUCCAAGAAAACUCUGGCACACAUCCGAAUUGCUUUUCUCGAAUGCGGUAUUCUUGCUCCAGAGGCGCGGGCUAAACAUGGUCGUUAUGGCGAUCUAGCCCAAGAAUUUCUUAGCACGGCAGCUACCGACUCUCCUGACGCCCUUGCCACCUUCUCGCUGUUCCCAUUUGAUGUGCAAGACGCCAGAGAGUAUCCCAAUAUUGAGGAGAUCGAUGCCGUUAUAAUUUCGGGCUCAAAACAUAACAGCUUCGACAAUGAUCCUUGGAUUCUCGAGCUAGUGGAAUUUGUACGGAAGAUACUCGCACAACGACGUGUUCGCAUAGUUGGUUACUGCUUUGGACAUCAGAUUAUCGGUCGCGCACUUGGAGGCGAUGCUAUAGUUGGUAGGGGAGAUAAUGGAUGGGAGGUCAGCGUCACUCCCCUGCAGCUGACCAGUGGUGGACAAGAAAUCUUUGGGCGUUCGCAAUUGAAAAUUUACGAAAUGCACAGAGAUGUUGUUUACAGUUGUCCCGAAGGUACAGAGCUUUUAGCCUCAAGUAGUCGAUAUGAGAUCCAGAGCUUAUAUAUUCCUGAAAGGUUAAUGACCUUCCAGGGUCACCCAGAGUAUACUGCAGAAAUCAUAUCUGAGGUUCUGCACAUACGGCAUAAUAAGGGCAUCUUCGAUGAUGAGAUGCUCUCAGAUGCUUUGCAAAGAUUAAAAGAACCGCACGACGGAUAUGAAGCUGGCAGGGUAACUCUAAAGUUUCUGGCAGGGAAAUUCUGA